Molecule: messenger RNA, 1344 nt
Organism: Eurypyga helias (sunbittern)
Lineage: Eukaryota; Metazoa; Chordata; Aves; Eurypygiformes; Eurypygidae
Gene: LSM14B
Product: LSM14B, SCD6 homolog B (S. cerevisiae)
Exons: 8
Molecular function (GO): mRNA binding
Source: RefSeq, a predicted model, not a curated record
UCUCUUUAAUGCUGAAGUGCGAUCCUUCGGUACCGAAGACCGGCCCACAGACAGACCUGCUCCUCCGAGAGAAGAAAUCUAUGAAUACAUUAUUUUUCGAGGAAGUGACAUCAAAGACAUCACAGUCUGUGAACCUCCAAAAGCUCAACAUACUCUGCCACAAGAUCCUGCCAUUGUUCAAUCUUCACUGGGCUCUGCCUCUACAUCAUCCUUUCAGCCACAUGUGCCUUACAGCCCGUUUAGAGGUAUGCCACCUUACAACCAGCUUGCUGCCAGCUCUUUACUUAGCCAUCAGUAUGCCGCUUCCUUAGGUCUGGGUGCUGGCUUUCCUUCUGUUCACCCCGUCCGCAAAAGCCCCAUGGUAGAGCAGGCUGUCCAGACUGGCCCGGUUGACAACAUGAAUUCACAAAAGCCGCCCCCGGUCAAAGUGACUCCUGGGGUCCCGCGCAACGGACGGCAGGUUCCCCAGGGCAGCGGUAAGACAAGUGAUGCAGUUCAGGCAGCACCUGUGCAGACCCAAGGACAGGUGAAUGAUGAAAACAGACGACCUCAAAGGAGAAGGUCAGGAAACAGGAGGACCAGGAACCGUUCUAGAGGACAAACCAGACCAACUACUGUGAAAGAAAAUACAAUAAAGUUUGAAGGUGACUUUGACUUUGAAAGUGCAAACGCACAGUUCAACAGGGAGGAGCUUGAUAAAGAAUUCAAGAAGAAACUGAACUUUAAAGAUGACAAAGCAGAGACGGGGGAAGACAAAGGGGACCCUGGAGUGGCAACUCAGAACAAUGAUGGCAGUGCAGAGGAGGACCUUCUGGGACCCAACUGCUAUUAUGAUAAAUCCAAGUCCUUCUUUGACAACAUUUCUUCAGAACUGAAAUCUAGUUCCAGGCGCACCACGUGGGCUGAAGAAAGGAAGCUCAACACGGAGACGUUCGGAGUGUCUGGACGGUUCCUUCGCGGCCGCAGCUUUCGUGGUGGGUUUCGAGGCGGAAGGGGCAGCGGAGCAGCGAGGCGGAACCAAACCACUCACAGAGCCGGUACUGGCAGAGUGUAACUUCAGAGGUUCUGACAUCUCUCCCGAGAGGAUGAAACUGUAUAUAGAAAGAAAACAACCAACUGCUGCACUAAUGUGGGAAAAUGGUUCUUCUCGUUUACUGUCUCAGCUCAAGUGACAGAACUUCAUGUACUACUGCUUGUAUCCUGGACUUACUUUGGACCAGCAACCGUCAGCUGGAGUAUUCUUUGGAAGAGGGAAUGUGUUCAGGGGUACCUUCUUCAGGGUGUCUUUUUUGUUUGUGGUUUUUUUAAGUGCAGACUAACGUACAUGGUUCUUUCUGGGUCUCU